Miniopterus natalensis is the source of this 1563-nucleotide messenger RNA. NCBI's taxonomy places the organism in Eukaryota, Metazoa, Chordata, Mammalia, Chiroptera, Miniopteridae. The record is from RefSeq and is a predicted model, not a curated record.
CUUCUGACCCCUUCCCUCCUUCAGGCAUGAACCCGGCCCACACUAUUGUGCUGCUGUGGGCAUGGGGGAGUCUCCAGGCCUUUGAAAUUGUGGAGAAGGAGAACAUUUUUCUGAGGACCCCGUGCCCUUCUUUCCUGACGUUCGACAAUGCAGCCUACCUGGCCGACAUGAGCUUCGAGCUGCCCUGCCACUGUAAGCCCGAGGAGGUGUCUGCUGUAGUGUGGUACUAUCAGGAGUCUAUCAGUAGCAGCCACACCAAAGUGCUCACGGACUUUGAUGGACGUUUGCUGACAGAGGCAUCCCAGGUACGGGCGGGCAGUGACCUGCUGGUCCGCUUCAGCAUUCGCAUGUUCAGCCUGUUGGUUUUCCGGGCCCAGCCCGAGGACUCAGGUUUGUAUUUCUGUGGCACUCGCAAGGGGGACUACUUUUAUGCCUACGAUGUGGACAUCCAGAGUAGUAAGGGAAUGGUGGCCACCUUCAAGGACCUGGGCCAAGAGCCCUUUGUCGACGAGUACCGUGGGAAACUCCAUGUCUUCACCACCUUCUGGGAGUGGACCCCCUGUGACCGCUGCGGGGUGCGUGGGGAGCAGUGGCGCAUUGGCCUCUGCUAUCUGCAGAGUCCAGACCUCUCCCCACGCUACCACAAAACCCUUGAGGACGUGGUGUCCUGUGGUUCACAGGCUGCGCCAAAAGACCUUCAGGCCAAGGCCAGAGACCACACACCCGAGCUGCAGAUUCAGAGCUGCAUGGUACCCUGUAAGAAUAAGAGCAUGACCUUGAACAGCGUGAUGUCCAUUGUAAACUAUGUGUCCAAAGUGGGCAAACGGCCCUGGGUGCCCCAGGUGCCCAUUCAGUACCACCAACAGAAGCCGGGUCACAGACUCAUCAUCUCCUGUCCUGGGGCCCGGCCCGAACAUGCUGUGGCUUGGGACAAGGACCGCAAGCGCUUCUAUCGCACAAGGUACCUGCAGGGUGUCAAUAGGUCCAUGAGGGUAUUCAUCGACUAUGGCAACCAUCUCCACAUCCGCUUUACGCAGCUCGACGACAGGGGCAUCUAUUAUUGCUGGCGGCAGGGAGAGCGGGUCGCUGGGUUCCGACUGGGAGUGACAUCUCAAGGGCGCUACAAGGUCUCACUCUCGGACCCCGAGGUCCGCUCCGCCUUGGAGCUCACCCUGAUCGGGUACCUGCUCAUCACUGCAGUCUUUGUCAUCUUUCACCUUUGUCGCUGCUGCUGUUACUUAUUUCGCUUUUGUCCCAACUUCUCUCCCUAGGCUCUCUUCCCUUUCUCUGAAGACCAGUUGUGCUCAAGUGUGUUUGUUCAGGAUGGUGGGCCUCCCGAACUAGAACAUGUGGCAAGGGGGUGUGGACAAAUUUGUUAGUUACGACCUGCUCCCCAUUUUCAUGGACACUGAUCUGGGAAGUGGGGAGGCCUGAGGCAGGUGGGAGAUGGGGACUGAGGCUAUGAUGGAGUAGCCAAGGCGCACAUGUCUUCUGACUUCAUCAGAUGAGAGAAUUCGGAAGAAGGGAACCUAAUAUUUAUUAAAUGGCCUAUUUGGUAUUGAA